Anopheles funestus (African malaria mosquito) is the source of this 1633-nucleotide messenger RNA. RefSeq lists its product as uncharacterized. Lineage: Eukaryota; Metazoa; Arthropoda; Insecta; Diptera; Culicidae. The record is from RefSeq and is a predicted model, not a curated record. The coding region runs from base 740 to 1579 and encodes 279 amino acids. The transcript is spliced from 2 exons.
GGGGUGGAGGGAACAAGAAACCAUCACGAAAAGUAAAACAAUAGACGUACAUGCGAGUAAUUUGUUCGCAUUCGCACGCGCCAAAAAAACAGAACCACGUGCUGACGUUGCAGUGGGGGAGUCUUCUGCAUACUACCUCUUCGUGUGCCUUUGCCCAUUUCUGACCCGUCCGUUGGAUGUGAGUCAGAUGAAUUUAAAAGUUCAUUGCAUUUUAUGCUACCAUGACUUACUCUUCCCUCGCCUCACUCAUGCUUCAAUAUUUGCUGCUGGUGCUUGUCAUACUUGGCCCGGUGGCGAGGUGUUCGCCAACAACGGCGUGGAUAAUUUCUGCUUUAAUUGAGACCUUCCGACGGAUUGGCACGACGGGAAUGAUUCGUUGUUACGUCAACGGGGACGUAACGGGGAGAGAGCAGAUGAGGCCAUGAAGAACUGGAGAGUGCUGUCGUGUGAUGCGAAUCCCUUUACCUACCAUAAUGUACAGUCACAUCACCGCGGGUAACUAUAACUACAUUCCCUAAAGAAUGCGUAUGCAUUACCUUGGAUCGAACGAUUUGCGCCGGCGUGUUAUUAGCAGGCUGUACCAUAGCAACGAGCACCCUUUAAAGUGUGUGCGUUGUCAUAGUGAGCUGUUCCUGUCAAAUGCUUUCCAACUUCUCGGACACACAAUCGAAAGUAAACGAGUUUCGUGCUCCGAAUCAAGCAGAUAAAAAAAUAGUUAAAAGUGAAGAGAGUCGCCACCAUGUCUACCUCAUCCGCAACCCGUACACCAGAUAAGAAGAAAAAACCAUUGCCAUACUUUAUGCAAAAAUCGGAAGAUGCGGCACUACCCUCGUUCCAGAACCGGCGCACACUAGCCGACCACGUGAAGGACAAUAUGCUCUGUGCUGGGCGGAAGCGUUACUUCCAGCGUAUCGUGUACGUUGGACGGCACCCGAAAGUGACCGGGAUGACGUUGCGCGAUCGGUUUCUGAAGCUGAUCAAAGACCUGCAGGAGUGUACGACGAACGAGAUCAAGCUGUUCGGGUUGAUGAUCAACUUUGACGGCUACACGGUGCAUAUGGUCGAGAGUGCCGAGGAGACGAUCGGCGAGUACAUGCACACACUGGCAGCGUGUGACCUGUUCGAGGAUAGUCGCGUCGUGCUGGUGUACAACAACAUCAAUCAGCGCUUCUUCCGCAAGCUCGUUUGGCGCGCUUCGGACUAUCUGAACGAGCUGCCCCGCACGGAACUGGACCAGCGGGAUCCGAACCUGACGCAAAACACGAUCGAUGCAUUUCUGGUGAAGGUGUACAAACUGUGCAAGAUGGUUCGGGAAGAGGAACUGGACGAAAGAUCCGCCUUUAAAUCGCUUUAUCUGGACGAAAAUUAUGAGGAACACACGCCAGACAUUGCGGUGUUGGAAUAUCUGCUCGGACUGAAGUGUCUUUUCACUGUGCCGGAGUAUGCAACGUUCUACGGCAAGUUGCCGGACGUGACCAGCUUCCGGGACCGUGUAUGGCCCAUCCCGAAAGACCUAACACCGUACGAUGUGUUCGAAACGGGCAAAUACGAUGUGAAUUUAACGUUUGGUGGGAAAUAAGCCCGAAGCUCGGGUUAAUCGCAAAUAAAAACAAGUUAUGCUCUUCGAAACGGA